AUGCACCCACCUACAAAUUAUGACUCCAAUUGCGCCCCUAUCUAUGAUCCAACUUUCAUUCCUUUAACCUUCACUAUAUGGAAUUCUACUGGCCUCCCUCGUUCAGCAAUAUCUGCAGUUACCAACACGUUACAGUCAAGCUCACUCUUGUUUAUUACUGAAACAUGGCUAUUGCCCUCACUCCAAUACCAUACACACUGGCAGCAAUAUCAUACAUAUGCAGUACCUGUUUCGUCUACUUACCGUGGUCAAAUGGGUAUAACUUUACUAGUCAAUCCUGAUUGUCCAUUUUCGGUGGCCCAUCUCCCAUCAACGUCACUCUAUAGCCUUUCCUGUCAAGUCUCUCAUUUUCUUAUCCAUUGUCUUUACCUACCACCCUCUCUAUCGGAUGAAGAAUGUAUCCAGGUAUUGAACGACUUACCUCUGUCAAGCAACUCCUCCCAAACAAACACUAUCUUUUGCGGAGACUUUAACGCGAGACAUCGACAAAUACUUGGUGAUUCCUUGACGAGCCCAAGAGGUCACCGUGUGUUUGACUGGGCCAAUAACUUGGGUCUCACCUGCUGGAAUGAGCAAUUGGCUAAAGGUGUGCCUACAUACUAUACACAACAUAGAAACCAAAUCAAGAAAAGUAUCAUCAAUCUAUUCUUUAGUUUGACUGAUGAAUUGAUCAAUCCACGAAUGGAAGUCAUUCAAAACUCCCAUAUGGGUUCUACUCAUUUCCCUGUAUCUCUUUCACUCUUGUGCGCUCAAACUCCUAUUGGUCAACCCAAUCACCCUAGACUCCUUUGGAAAUUGGCUAAAUUACAAGAACUCCCAGUUCGUCAGCUGUAUCAGGAUCUAUUUGCUAUUAAGGCUUCGCCGCUGCUUGCUGACCUUCGUGACUUAGUUAAGUAUUCAAUUGAUUUAUACAAAGGACGCAUUGAUAAUUCUUUUACCUCUACUCAGGAUUCAUCAUCUUCAUUCUCUUUGGAUAUCGAUGACCUGACCAAACCCCGCUUAUCCUCCAAUGCAUGGUACUGGACAGACAAUCUGCAAUCAUUGUUUGACGCUCGUGAGAAUGCUCACCGUCAAUGGAGACGUGCCACUCCCGGUAGCAUUGGUAAAGCUUUACUCUGGAAAGAGUAUCGUAGAAUGUAUCAGUCCUUUACAGUUGAACUUAAACGGCAACGUCCGUCAUCUUUCGAAUAUUUGGGCAUUCCAUUCAACACCAAGGCUCAAGUUAAUGUCUCUCUUUUGAUUCGUCAAAACGCAAGGUCUGCUCUCACAGCUAUGCAUGCUGGGUUCUCUUCUCUGGGAUUCUUCAAGCAAAUUCGUUUUUCUAAACUGACAGCUGCUCGCCUUUACAGUAUCUUUAUACGUCCAAAAUUGGAAUAUGGUAUUUGCCUUGGUCUUUACCGAAAAUCUGAUUUUGCAACUCUAGAACAUGCACAAGAUACUUGUUUGCGACUCUGCAUCAAUAGUCAUUCAAAGGGAACAACCGGAUCGUUCAAACUGAUGACCAACCUUCCCUCUCUGGCCGAACGCAAAGAAUACCUUGUCUUCAAGAUGAUGAUUCGUUUUGAAACUCUUCCAGAAGACACACUGAUAAUGCAAAUAACGACACACAUUGAUACAUACCCCUUUGCUCGGCAAACGCAGAUCUUUCUCUGGCCACAAGUAUCAAACAAGAAUCACAUUUGGUUACACCUUAGCGAUAGCUACAAUACGCUCUCCAGCUGGGUUGAAGCUGAUGGAAACGCCAAGAAGCAACUUUUGGGACUUCGUCAGCGCAAUUUGAAUGCUCUUCGUGCACAAACCAAUGCCCCCGUCCUUCUCUCUGCCUGCAGGCCUUUUGUUGGCCAGAUUGAUCCUCCCUUGCUGCUACCUAUGUCGAUUUAUGACCGCCAAAGAGUUCUCCGUUGGCGUCUUGGGUGGAUUCCAAAGUACACCUCUACUUGCUCAUGUGGCACAUCACCUGUCAGUCGAAGACAUGUACUCGGUUGCCUACGCGCCGCUGAACGCUUGAGAUUACCAGCUGAUAUACAGCCUAAUCUAAUUGAUUAUGUCCUGAAUCAGUUACCUAGAAUAUCACGCUCUCCAAGCCUACAAGCUCAAAGACUCGACCGCUACACACGAUGGUCAAAUUGGUGGCCAACAAUCUCUCAACUGCUUCUUGAAAUUGAAACUAUUGAUCUUCCUGACAAGACUUUUUCAAGUGAAGAAAAAGAUACCUCUGGUCCUCGUCCUAGUUCCUGGAAACAAAUACUCACAGUGUUUGGCUAA
Gilbertella persicaria is the source of this 2265-nucleotide messenger RNA. RefSeq lists its product as uncharacterized. The coding region runs from base 1 to 2265 and encodes 754 amino acids. NCBI's taxonomy places the organism in Eukaryota, Fungi, Mucoromycota, Mucoromycetes, Mucorales, Choanephoraceae. Gene Ontology annotation, molecular function: catalytic activity. The transcript has 4 exons. The record is from RefSeq and is a predicted model, not a curated record.